This is a messenger RNA of Nematostella vectensis (starlet sea anemone), 2258 nucleotides long. RefSeq lists its product as uncharacterized. The record is from RefSeq and is a predicted model, not a curated record. Gene Ontology annotation, biological process: proteolysis. Bases 67 to 2037 code for a protein of 656 amino acids. The transcript is spliced from 12 exons. Gene Ontology annotation, molecular function: serine-type peptidase activity. Lineage: Eukaryota; Metazoa; Cnidaria; Anthozoa; Actiniaria; Edwardsiidae.
GGGAAGCGUUGCGUGACCGACUAAAAAAGAGGCAGCAGGUUUUACAAGCAGGCAGCAGGUUUUACAAUGGCGUCUACAACGAAGAAUACUGCUCCCUACGGCUCAUGGAUAAGCCCUAUUACCAGUGAUCUUGUUAUUAAGGAGGCCAUUGGCUUGAGUGAAGUGAGGGUGGACCCAUUCGAACCAGGUGUUGUUUACUGGUCAGAAAGUCACCCAGAGGAAGGUGGAAGAAUUACCAUCUGCAAAUUACAAGACAAUGGGUCCAAGUUUGAGGAGAUAAUCCCUAAGGAGUUCAACUGCCGCACACGUGUGCAUGAGUAUGGCGGUGGGGCCUUCCUUGUGCACAAAAAACAAGUCUACUUUUCAAACUUUGGUGAUCAACGUAUCUACAAACAGGAUGCCGUGCCAGGUGCAACACCUGUUGCUAUCACCCCUGAUGGCAAGGGAUGGAGGUAUGCUGAUGCGACAGUGACCCAUACCGGUCGCCACCUGCUCUGUGUGCGAGAGGACCAUGGUGUCUUGGAGACCGGAGCAAGUGAGGCUCUGGCAACUAUAGUGUCGAUUGAUUUGAAGACUCAAGAGCAGCAUGUCCUGGUAUCGGGGUGUAAUUUCUAUUCAUCUCCAAGAAUUUCCAAACAUGGCAUGUUGGCCUGGGUCCAGUGGAACCACCCUAAUAUGCCGUGGGAUGAUACAGAGCUGUGGAUUGGAAAGCUGAACUCUACUGGAGAUGCCUUAGAGAAAAAUACUAUCAAAAAGGUAUCUGGUGGUGUUGGAAUCAGUGUCAUGCUGCCCAAGUGGACUCCAGAUGACAAGCUCCUCUACAUUAAUGACAAGACAAACUGGUGGAAUCUGUACAGGCUAGAAGAUGAUGGAUCCGAGACAAACCUCUGUCCUCAAAACAGCGAGAUCGGCGUACCACAGUGGACGUUUGGUGGAAGUGACUAUGAGUGUGAUGUCAAGAACAGGGGUGAAAUAUUAGUCACCUUCAACCAUGCGCUCUCUAUCUUGAAAACCACUGGUCAGCUGGUCCCACUUGACACUGGGGGGAACCUUCACUCUCAUGUGCACAUGUCACCUGAUGGCAAGUCCACGUACCUACUGGUCGGCAGUCCUACCAAGUUCCCGACCUUGAUACGAAUGGACAUGAAGACCAAGGCAGUGACGGUCUUGAGAGAGGCAGCACGUGUGGGCGUGGACCCAGGCUAUUACAGUAUCCCACAGGAGAUUACUUACCCUACAGCUGAUAACUUGGUGUCUCAUGGGUACUUCUACCCGCCAAAGAACAAGGACUAUGCCGCACCGGAGGGCGCCCUGCCGCCCCUUCUUGUGAAAGUCCAUGGCGGUCCCACUUCAGCAACGAACCCAUGCCUUGACCUUGAAGUCCAGUACUUUACAUCUCGUGGCAUAGGAAUACUCGAUGUGAACUACCGCGGAAGCACGAGUUAUGGAAGAGAAUUCAGGAACCAGCUAAGACAAAAUUGGGGGAUAGCAGACGUUGACGACUGUUGCAACGGGGCGCUGUACCUGGCCAACAAAGGAGAAGCUGACAUCAAGCGCUUGGCUAUCGAUGGAGGGUCUGCUGGGGGAUAUACAACUCUUUCGGCACUCACUUUCAAAAGCGUGUUUGGAGCAGGAGCCAGUAUGUAUGGCAGCUCAGAUGUCGAGACGCUAGCUAAGGAGACGCACAAGUUUGAGAGCCACUAUGUGGACAUACUGAUCGGACCUUACCCUGAAAGCAGGGACGUAUACAUUGCUCGCUCUCCAAUCUAUCACCUGGAUGGAUUUAACUGCGCGUUAGUAAUCUUCCAAGGUGACGAGGACGAGGUGGUACCUCCAAACCAAGCUCAGAUGAUGUUCGAUGCAGUCAACGCCAAGGGUUUACCCGUAGCAAUGAGAAUGUACGAAGGUGAGCAGCAUGGCUUUCGUAAGGCAGAGAACAUCAAGGAUUGUCUGGAAAGUGAGCUUUACUUCUACUCCAAGAUCUUUGGCUUCUACGCGCCGGGACUAACAGUCGAGCUGAAAAUUUACAAUCUAUAAGUAAUACUGAGCAUUUGUUAGGAUUGACAAGUUCUUUGUAGUAAUAUAGGGAAGUGAGGAUACUAAAUGUAUUAUGAUAGCUUAUAAGGUUAGUAGUCACUAAAAUCACCAAACUUACAAACACAUUUCUGAAUACAAGAAACAAUUUCUACCCCAGGACAAAAUGUAAGAGAGUAAAACUAAAAAUAAAAUAAAAUAAAAUAAUAAAAAAUCAGAUCCGA